Messenger RNA from Chelmon rostratus (copperband butterflyfish), 974 nucleotides. RefSeq names its product C-X-C motif chemokine 13. The transcript is spliced from 4 exons. Gene Ontology annotation, molecular function: chemokine activity; CXCR chemokine receptor binding. Gene Ontology annotation, cellular component: extracellular region. Gene Ontology annotation, biological process: cellular response to lipopolysaccharide; neutrophil chemotaxis; antimicrobial humoral immune response mediated by antimicrobial peptide. Bases 71 to 385 code for a protein of 104 amino acids. NCBI's taxonomy places the organism in Eukaryota, Metazoa, Chordata, Actinopteri, Chaetodontiformes, Chaetodontidae. The record is from RefSeq and is a predicted model, not a curated record.
CCAGACUCCAAUCACUCUCACAUCACUCUCACAUCUUCAUUAGUGCUGAAAGAUCAAAAGAACUGUCAAGAUGAUGACUAAACCACUGCUCCUCCUGGCUGCUCUGACUCUCUGCUGCUGCAUCACCACGCUGCAUGCUGCUCCCAGGCAGUUCUGUUUGUGCAUACGGACGACCUCAGCUCCCAUCCCUCUUCGUGUCAUCAAAAAAAUUGAGGUCCAUCCCAUUUCAGGACGCUGUCCCCGCACUGAAGUCAUAAUCACCAGAAACAACAACUCUAAAGUUUGUGUCAACCCAGGGGCAGUAUGGGUCAACGGGCUCCUCAGGAAUUUGCAAAACAAAAGUGUGACCACUGUUUCCCCCAGCGCUUCCACAAUCAACAUCUGAUCACAUUUCAUGACAUUUGAUGCAACAAUGGCUUCACUUAAGUUUAUUAAGCUGUGACUUAAGUGUGGGAAGGCUGAGCUGCCAUCCAGCUUUAAAAACAACCUUUGUAAUUCAAAUUUUAUACUGUUUAACACCUUCAGCAGAGUUUAAUCGAUUAGCCUAUCUAUUGCAUGCUUUUGCUCAUAAUUACACAAUAAUACAGUCUUAGUGCUUCCUCGUAUGCUUGAGAUACUGACAUGUAAUAAUGUUUGAACUGUGUUUUUUAAAGUAUAUAACGUGUUAUUUGGGAAUUCAUUAAGCAACAAAAAACUGUCUGAAAUAAACAUUUUUAAUGUGUAUGUACAUUUUGUCAUAAACCACAGAUCUGCACUGUGAAGUAAAAUCUGAGAUUGUUUUAGUAAAGGCACCAAUCACAUACACGCACAAAAUAAAGAAUGCUUUCCUGUAAAUGUGAAUCAAAUCCUGCAGUCCACAUUACAUUGAUGAUAUUUUAGAUGGUGCUGUAACCUCUGAUAUGCUUGUGUUGUAUGAAUGACUUGACUUCUCAUAAAGAAUAAAAGAAAAGACAAAAAGACUCUUCAAAAAAUGA